AAGAACAGAGCGGUAAACUUUUGCAUUUAUUUGUGGCAGAACCAUAGCUGGUCAAACAGAACAGAAAAUUCAGAAUUCAUCAUGAACAAAUACAUUUGCUUUGCUUCCGUUAUCUUGGCUGCCAUUGCCUCGGCUAGCUGCAGUGGUUAUGGCAAUUUGGCCAAUCUUGCCUUGAACUCCUACGGAGGUGCUGCCCCAUCCUAUGGUGGUGCUGCCUCCUCGUAUGGCGGUGAUGCCGCUGGCUACUCUGGAUAUUCUGCCCCCGCUGCCAGCUAUGGAGGUGGCUCUAGCUACAACAGCUAUGCUGCCCCCAAAUCCUAUGCCCCAAAAUACUCCUUCCAACCCCUGCACUCCACUGAAUUGUACCCCGGCCAAGGUGGCUACAAACAUUACAACUCCCACGCCAGCUACAGCCAAGUUGCUUUGCCCGUUGUGCAAGACGCUCCUUUGGCUAAAUUGUACUCUCCCGCUGCCAAGUCUUAUGGCGGUUAUGGCAGCCAAUCUUAUGGUGGUAGCCCAUCUUAUGGUGGCAGCCAGUCGGCCUAUUAAACGCCAACCGGGGAAGUUCCUGUAAAUAAUAGUCUGAAAUUUUAAGUGUUUAGUUCAUAAAUGUUUUUUUUCUAAAUCCAGUUUCAAAAAAAUUCCAAAUUUUUUUCCAAAAUUGUUGUGCACAUUGCACAUGUUUUUGUUAAUUGCAAAAUCGCAAAAUUUGGCUUAAAUUAUUUUCGGUUCAACAUUGAUAAAAAUUUUUUUUUUUGGUUUUUCUAAAUUAUUGUUAUGAAUUUAAUUAUUUUAAAAUUUUACGUGAGAGUCUUAGCAACAAAUACCUAAAUAUGUGUUUUUUUUAUUAAUACAAAUGACAAAA
Musca domestica (house fly) is the source of this 865-nucleotide messenger RNA. RefSeq names its product chorion protein S19 (gene Cp19). Gene Ontology annotation, biological process: multicellular organism development. Lineage: Eukaryota; Metazoa; Arthropoda; Insecta; Diptera; Muscidae. The transcript has 2 exons. The record is from RefSeq and is a predicted model, not a curated record. Gene Ontology annotation, cellular component: egg chorion. Bases 82 to 549 code for a protein of 155 amino acids.